AGGUGGAUGUGACACACACACACACACGCACACACACACACACACACAUCAUGCAGGCUGCGUCCUUCCAGUAUGAUUUCUACAGUGAGGAGAACGCGCCCAAAUGGAGAGGACUGCUGGUGCCGUCACUCAAUAAGGUGCUGAGUCAGGUGCACCCGAGGCUGUGGUCGCAGCAGGAGGCGCUGCAGUACAUCGAGGGCCUGAUCCUGCUGCUGCUCAACACUCUGUGUCAGGCUCAGCCGCGCUCCGUGCAGGACGUGGAGGAGCGCGUGCAGAGGAGUUUCCCGCACCCCAUCGAGAAAUGGGCCAUCGCCGACGCUCAGGCCGCGAUCGAGAAGAGGAAGAGGAGGAACCCGCUAGCGCUGCCUGUCGACAAGAUCCACCCGCUGCUCAAGGUGCUGAUGGACAUGUUCCAUCAGGUGGAGGAGGACAUCAGUGUGUUUCUUCUGAUGGACGAGGAGCCGUCUGCGGCCGAGGAGCAGAUGUACUAUGAGCUGGUGAAGGCCUUCAUGGCGGAGGUGCGUCAGUAUCUGCGCGACCUGAACCUCAUCAUCAAGGUUUUCCGCGAGCCCUUCGCCUCCAACACCAUGCUGUUCUCCCCUCACGUGAGUCCCGCUCCUCCUCCUCCCCGCGCUGCUCCUGCUCCUGCGGCUCAUGUGUGGAAUCAUGAGGAUCUGACCUGGUUUCUGCUGGUUUCGUGCUGUGGCUCGUGUUUCUGUGGUUUUAUGCGUUCGUGUAUGUGGAAAGGAUGGCUGAUCUUACGCGAGUCGGCGUGCCGCUUCUACAGUCAGCAGAUGAAGGGCAAACAUCUGGCCAUCAAGAAGAUGAAUGAGAUCCAGAGGAACAUCGACGGCUGGGAGGGCAAAGACAUCGGCCAGUGCUGCAACGAGUUCAUCAUGGAGGGGACGCUCACGCGGGUCGGCGCCAAACACGAGCGCCACAUCUUCCUCUUCGACGGCCUCAUGAUCUGCUGCAAGUCCAACCACGGCCAGCCGCGUCUGCCGGGAGCCAGCGCCGCCGAGUACCGGCUCAAAGAGAAGUUCUUCAUGAGGAAGGUCCAGAUCAAUGACAAGGACGAUAAGGAGGGCGAGUACCGGCACGCCUUCGAGAUCAUCCUGAAGGACGGGAACAGCGUGGUGUUUGCCGCUAAAUCUGCGGAGGAGAAGAACGGCUGGAUGGCGGCGCUGAUCUCGCUGCAGUACUGCUCCACGCUGGAGCGCAUGCUGGACACGGCCAUGCUGCAGGAGGAGAAGGAAGAGCAGAUGAGGCUCCCCGGGGCCGAGGUGUACCGCUUCGCCCAGCCCGACUCCGAGGAGAACGUCGUGUUCGAGGAGAACGUCCAGUCCAAAUCCGGCAUUCCCAUCAUCAAAGCCGGAACGGUGCUGAAGCUCAUCGAGCGGCUGACCUUCCACAUGUACGCUGGUGAGUGAACAGUGAUUUCUGAAGAUCAUGUGACUCUGAAGACUGGAGUAAUGAUGCUGAAAAUACAG
Molecule: messenger RNA, 1490 nt
Organism: Sinocyclocheilus rhinocerous
Lineage: Eukaryota; Metazoa; Chordata; Actinopteri; Cypriniformes; Cyprinidae
Product: son of sevenless homolog 1-like
Exons: 7
Coding region: 51-1430 (459 amino acids)
Cellular component (GO): cytoplasm
Molecular function (GO): protein heterodimerization activity; guanyl-nucleotide exchange factor activity
Source: RefSeq, a predicted model, not a curated record